Messenger RNA from Eutrema salsugineum, 2289 nucleotides. RefSeq names its product protein WVD2-like 7. The transcript has 6 exons. The coding region runs from base 220 to 1461 and encodes 413 amino acids. NCBI's taxonomy places the organism in Eukaryota, Viridiplantae, Streptophyta, Magnoliopsida, Brassicales, Brassicaceae. The record is from RefSeq and is a predicted model, not a curated record.
UUGGAAUUUUCGUCUUAAGAUCAAUACUUCGUUAUAAUCUUCCUCUUAUGUUUUUUCCCCCACAAAGACUCCAGCUUUGAAAAGGCAUUGGUGAAUCUUUACUUUGACAAGUGUUUCAACUUUUUGUUUCCAUCGUCAUUUUAGAAACUAUACAAAGUUUUGUGGGUUAUCUUCACUUUUCAGUUUUGUGGGGAUUAGGAAUCUUUCUGGUGAGCAUUAAUGGGGGAUAUGGAAGUUACUAUUGCCAAUGGUGAAGAUAAGAUAAUGACUGCUACUUCAUCAAAUCCGGAUAUGCAAGUGUCUGUUUCGUUUGGUAAAUUCGAGAAUGAUUCACUUUCAUGGGAGAAGUUUUCGUCUUUCUCUCCCAACAAGUACUUGGAAGAAGUGGAGAAGUGUGCAACUCCAGGAUCAGUAGCACAGAAGAAGGCUUAUUUCGAAUCACAUUACAAGAAGAUCGCUGAGAGAAAAGCCGAGAUCAUCUUGGAACAGGAGAAAAGAUUAGAGAGGAAUGCAUCUUUCAGGCCAACUCUUCAAAACCGUGGAAAUACAGACAAUGAAAAUGACUUUUCGGUUAUGAUAGAGUCUAAUGCCUAUUAUGGAUCUAAUGGCGUGAUUACUUCUGAAGAAGAUAAGUUUGAGACCGGCAUUGCUACUGAAAUGAAUGAGACAUGUAACCAUGAGCCUCCUGAAGAAACUAUGAAUUGCAAGGAACGUCAAAACUCGGUUGAUGCUAGGGAGAAACUUGAAGAGGUUGUUUGCAUUGAGGAAAAACAAGAAUUGAUUGUCCAAGUGGAGAACAAAGAGAAACCAGAAGAGGUUGUUUGUAUGAAGGAAGAAGUAAAGGAAGAAAUGAAACAAGAUAUUUCAUCAAAGGAUACUGGCGACAUGAUUGAAACAACGAUGAAGGAGACAAAGAAAGAGAAAGAUCAUUAUCUAGUUAAGAAGACAGAUAAAAAUGUGCGAACAAACCAUAGAAGAAGCUCUCCCAAGCCUAAUCAGGUGAACAAGAAACCGGUAGUGAACGAGGUUGUAACGAGUAGAAAAAGUCAACCAAGCAAGGAGAAAAACAUGAUAAAGGCAACAAAUAAAGCAGCAUCAGCUGUCUCAAAAUCCCCAGGGUUUUCAACUCCAAGAAUGUCCAAGCCAGCUUCAACAAUCAGUUCCAUAUCUACUUUCCGCUCUUCAGGAAAGAAGGAAAAUGGCUCGACUUUACCGAGAAAGAAACAAACCGCUCAAAAGACAUUACACACUUUUCUCAACCUUGGUCAACCGGGCUCUGAACCUACGGCUCUUGCUACCAACAGAAAAUCCUUGUUCAUGGAACAAAUGGGAGAUAAAGACAUUGUUAGACGUGUUUUUAAAACUUUCCAGCAGAGUUUUGACCAAAUGAAACCUUCUGAUAAUGGGCAAGAUACAGCUCCAAAGCAGGUUCAUGCAAAGGCAACUAGUGUCUCGAAGUAAGCUACUUCUGGUCUGAAAGAAAAUGGCAGGCUUGCGAAAUCUGAUGGCACGGAGAAAAAAGGUUCUAACUCUCACCGUUCUUCAUCGUUUAUAACAAAAAGCAAUGGGACACCGACAGUCAAGAAACAGGAGGUAACAUAUCUGAUGAGCAAACCAAACUGUAUCCACCAUUUUACCUCUGAGAUAGCAACGUGAUGGUUGAAGAAUGCGCAGUUUUUCUAAUCACUGUGUCCUCACACUGAUAUUUCUUCUCCAAAUUCAGCUCUCCAGGCCUGAAGAAAGAGCUGUAGAGAGGAUACGCUUUCAGGCGAAACAAAAGGCAUUACUCAUAAGGGCUUCUUCAUUUAUGAGCCUCACAAGAGAACCUUGUGCACUGCUUUUCAUUAACACUGAUCAUUCCUGUCUAAUCAGGCAAAAGCAACCAAUGCCACAACUCGGACGCGCAAUCUUGAUCCAAAAGCAAAAUCCAUGCAAGGACCUCUCCCAAAAGGCUCUUCAGACCAAGUACGAUGAUGUGGCAUUCCUCGUUUUGUGACCGAUGAGCAUUGUUUUUUCCGAUCUCCUGGAGGGUUCCAUGGUAUGUGACUAAACCACAAGGCAAAGAUCUUCACCAACGGUCAUCAGAAUAAAAAAUCAAGUAUCUCCAAGCUUUCAGGCGAUUCUUAAGAGGUAAAAAGUCAAUGAUGUUUGUUAUAUAGAAAAGUUACCAAGUAACAAAAAGAUUAAAUGUCUUCUGUGAAUGCAUGUGUACAGAGUCUAUAGACUAUAAAAGUGAGAAUGCUGUUAUUUUCUCAAUAAGGAGAACAUAACUGAAAACCAAUCCUAUUA